This is a messenger RNA of Boleophthalmus pectinirostris (great blue-spotted mudskipper), 1032 nucleotides long. RefSeq names its product glutathione-specific gamma-glutamylcyclotransferase 1-like. The record is from RefSeq and is a predicted model, not a curated record. Bases 235 to 855 code for a protein of 206 amino acids. The transcript is spliced from 3 exons. Gene Ontology annotation, molecular function: gamma-glutamylcyclotransferase activity; glutathione specific gamma-glutamylcyclotransferase activity. Gene Ontology annotation, biological process: glutathione catabolic process. Gene Ontology annotation, cellular component: cytoplasm. Lineage: Eukaryota; Metazoa; Chordata; Actinopteri; Gobiiformes; Gobiidae.
GGACACUCACAGACAGACAGUAUUGGCACCUUAUACUAUCUUUUGAUACGGCUACUUUUCAACACUUUGGAAUGUGUUGAAAGAUUACCUCGGCUUUUAGACUAUAAAAACGCAAAUUCCAAAUGUACAAUAAUCCAAGACAAGAGGACACCUUAAAGAGACCUUCCAGCUAGAAGACUUGUUGACAGAAAAAGCUUCAAGCGCCUUUGUCUGUUCAUCUUGAGACGCAACAAGAUGAAACUCCAGGAUAUCAUAGAGGAGAAGAGUAGCUUAUGGAUAUUUGGAUAUGGCUCCCUGUUGUGGAAACCCAACUUUACCUACAAAAGUAGUACAGUUGGCUUUAUUAAAGGAUAUAAAAGACGCUUCUGGCAUGGAGAUGACUUCUACAGAGGGAGCAAGGAAAAUCCAGGAAGAGUGGUCACUCUGAUAGAAGAUGAAGAAGCAUGCACAUGGGGAGUGGCCUUUGAGGUGCCUGGUCCUCAGAUAGAAGAGACCCUCCAUUAUCUAAACAUCCGUGAAGUGGUGAUGGGCAGCUAUAUCACAGAGAUAGUAGAGUUUAUCCCCAGGGAGAGGGGCCAGAGCAACCUGUUCGCCCUGGUCUACAUCGCCACUCCUGAUAACCCCCGAUACCUGGGCCCUGCUCCUGACAUUGAGAUCGCCACUCAGAUCGCCAGCCGCAAAGGAACCCUCGGCCCUAACAUAGAAUACCUGGUGCACCUGGCUAAUUUCAUGAGGCUGUACUGUCCAGGCGUAGAGGACCAUCACCUGUUUACAGUUGAAGAACAUGCUUUGAACUUUGUCCGCAGAGAAAGUGAAAACCCACCACAGAUGCCUGUGCUGGUAGGGGCUGAAUAAAGAACAAUUGUCUCUAUACAAACUUAGUUCUCAAGGGAAAUGGGAAUUUUGUGAGCUUUUUCCUUGGCAGGUCUGGGCAACAAAGCAAACUUCAUAUGUAUUCAUGUUUGUGCUACUGGGAUCUUUAGGGCAUUUACACUUUUUUUUUUUUUUACCUAACUUAGUCUUGACAUGUCA